Molecule: messenger RNA, 2085 nt
Organism: Pseudo-nitzschia multistriata
Lineage: Eukaryota; Bacillariophyta; Bacillariophyceae; Bacillariales; Bacillariaceae
Source: the annotation of a GenBank genome assembly
CGAUAGCCACACAGGCAACUUUUAUGAAAGAAGAUACAACAAAAAGUUCUGAAGUACCUAAUUGUUACUGGUAAAAGAAUUUUACGUAUACACAGAGGAAUCAGACCGAGGUGUCUUUUUCAAACGAAGUCGAUUGGAUUUCAUAGAUCAAGAUGCGCUUCGUCGGAUUGAGUCUUCUCGCAGCGACGUGUUCCCUUCCCGAGGCGAGGUUUGCACGAGGGAACCGCGUCUUACGAGAUUUAGUAAGGUUUAAUCCCAAGGAAGUAGAUAAUUCCAAGAAAGCAGAUAUGGGAUCAGAAUGUGGCAAAGCAUCCAAUCCCAUUUUGCAGGAAGUCCUUGGAAAUGAAUCAGACUUUCCGUUCGACGUAGCCACCGUGGCCAUUACCAGCCAGCAAAUCGACGAAGUAGACUUUACUGUCUCGCAAGUAUUGAUUGAAGAUGGCGUCCCCAUGAUGGCAGUUAGUUACCGAUCUUUGGAUGGUCAUGACAUGUGUUCUAUGGAGGCCUUGGACGACGGCUCGUUGAUCACUUUCAACACCGGGAAGGAAAUUAAAGCUCAAUGCCGUCACGGGUAUGCUGAUGUUGGUGUUUACGCCUACAUCGGACCCAUGGAAGAUUUUAGUGUAAACGAGUGUGAAGCCUGUUCUGUUCCCAACAACAAUUAUAUUGGUUACCUCGUGUCCCUUCCUUGUGUUCCAGUUUGUGCAAAAGAGGGUAUCGAAUGUAUCAGCAAACCAACGGUUUAUCUUGCAGACGUUGGUCAGGAACAGAAAUGCAUUUACGAGGAAAGUCCUAUCAUUACUGAAGCAACAGGUAUGAAGACUGACUCUGUGGAAUUUCGCAUUUCCAACACCUGGCCCGAAGACUUUGCGGCCCUAUCCGUGUAUUCAAAGAAUGUUGACGGAGAGCCCGAAUGCACUUUCCUCGAGAAUAUGGAAGGAUUCUCUACUAGUGCUCCUAUUGAGGCCUUUUGUGACCGAGGGGUUGCGAACGUGACUGUCCUGAUUCAUUCAGAAGGUAUUGGACACUUUGCUACUUCUGUUCCAAAAGAGUGCACAAACACAAGACGUGAAAAACUGGGGACGUGUUCCUUUUCUUUUGUUGUUCCAUGUACCCUCGGGGAAAUUUGCUCAACUACUAAAGCACUCGUGACCCAGGGAGUAGUCAACUGCGCUCAGCUCUUGAAUCCGACUCUACAGAGGAUUAUUGGCAAGAAAGAAUAUCCAUUCCACAAUGGUAUUGUUUCCAUUGCAGAUAAAAAGAUAGAUGAGGUUGAUUUCACAGUAUCUCAGCUCUGGAACAGAAAAGGUAUUCAGAUGUUUGCCGUCUAUUUCAAAAAAGACGAGGAAGAAGACAUUUGUGUGACGGAAAGAAGUCAAUACAAUCGUAUGAUCCCGUACAAGACGAAAAAGAGGUAUACAGCCAAAUGUCACAAGGGAUUUACUCAAAUUGUUGUCUAUGCUUACGUCGGGCCUACGGAGACCUUUGCCAUAAAAGAAAACAAUGCUUGCAGCGUACCAAAUGAUAACUAUGUAGCUUACUUCGUGCAACUUUCUUGUACACCAAUGUGCAAGACAGAGACUCCGGAUUGCCUGGAUGUACCAACUGUCACUUUCUCAGAUAUAGAUGAAGAAGAAACUUGCAUGUACCAGAAAACUCCUAUCGUUUUGAAGAAAGCAAACAUGAAAGCAAAUUGGGUUCAAUUUAGUAUUGAAAAUACGUGGCCGGGAAAGAUUUCUGCAUUAUGGGUGAACUUCCUUAACAAAGAAGGAAAGAACAGAUGCGAAAAACUACACAAUCUUGACGCUUUCAGAGAAACAACAAUUUUCGAAGCAUUCUGUCCCGAUGGAUUUGCAGACGUCAGUGUUCAUAUCACCACAAGCGAAAUCAACCAUAGGUCAAAAAUUAUCCAAGAUAGUUGUAUGAUUCCAGAAGAAACGCAAAUUUGCUCCUACGAGUUCAAGAUACCUUGCAAGAAAGAACCAGAUUGUUUCAAGCUGUCAGAUUCAGAAAAAAAAGAGGAUGCCGAAAACGCAUUACAGAAGGAAUUAACGAAAGGAAUACACGUCCAAAGGAAAGCGAUUG